Molecule: messenger RNA, 414 nt
Organism: Ipomoea triloba (trilobed morning glory)
Lineage: Eukaryota; Viridiplantae; Streptophyta; Magnoliopsida; Solanales; Convolvulaceae
Exons: 1
Coding region: 1-414 (137 amino acids)
Source: RefSeq, a predicted model, not a curated record
AUGCAAUAUACAAAUCCAUCUGUUGAAGUUAAAAUGAAAUUGCUUGGUAAACGAAAUCAGGAUAUGAGUAACUACAACUUGCCUACAGUUUCUGAAGUCGCGACUAUAGUGGUUGGUGAUUUAGACCCGAUGAUGGGUGAGCGAGAUAUAUUGAUAGAAACGCAAACGGGCUUGCUUAAGAGGAUUACCGAGCUGAAUCCGGCUUAUUUUCCAUUGCAGUACCCGUUGUUGUUUCCGUAUGGUGAGGACGGGUAUCGGGAGGACAUUUUUGUAGUUGUUGAUCCAAGCUCUGGUACUGGAGCGCGGAGCACAAUUUCUGUUAGGGAAUAUGUCGCCUUCCUUAUUCACGAUCGGCUAAGUGAGAUAUCACUUUUUUUUAUUCGCGAGGAGGCUAUUCUAGCAAUUCUUGGUUGA